This is a messenger RNA of Mus musculus (house mouse), 1497 nucleotides long. It is a transcript of the gene Cldn6, whose product is annotated as claudin 6. The transcript has 3 exons. The record is from RefSeq and is marked validated. Gene Ontology annotation, cellular component: tight junction; membrane; bicellular tight junction. Gene Ontology annotation, biological process: symbiont entry into host cell. Gene Ontology annotation, molecular function: structural molecule activity; virus receptor activity. The coding region runs from base 118 to 777 and encodes 219 amino acids. Lineage: Eukaryota; Metazoa; Chordata; Mammalia; Rodentia; Muridae.
ACUUUCGACCUGGAAAUCUUAGCAGUCUCUUUUGCAGGCUCGGAUAUCAGGGGUGGCCGAACCGGACUGGACGUCCGCAGACAAAGCUGACCGAGCACUCGCCCCCUCAACCUCAUCAUGGCCUCUACUGGUCUGCAAAUCUUGGGGAUCGUCCUGACCCUGCUUGGCUGGGUCAACGCCCUGGUGUCCUGUGCCCUGCCCAUGUGGAAGGUGACCGCCUUCAUCGGCAACAGCAUCGUCGUGGCCCAGAUGGUGUGGGAGGGGCUGUGGAUGUCCUGUGUGGUUCAGAGCACUGGCCAGAUGCAGUGCAAGGUGUAUGACUCACUGUUGGCGCUGCCCCAGGACCUGCAGGCUGCCAGAGCCCUCUGUGUUGUCACCCUCCUCAUUGUCCUGCUUGGCCUGCUCGUGUACCUGGCUGGAGCCAAGUGCACUACCUGUGUGGAAGAUAGGAACUCCAAGUCUCGUCUGGUGCUCAUCUCUGGCAUCAUCUUUGUCAUUUCUGGGGUCCUGACGCUCAUUCCUGUCUGCUGGACUGCCCACUCUAUCAUCCAGGACUUCUACAACCCCUUGGUGGCUGAUGCUCAAAAGCGGGAGCUGGGGGCCUCCCUCUACCUGGGCUGGGCAGCCUCAGGCCUUUUGCUGCUGGGUGGAGGGCUACUAUGCUGCGCCUGCUCUUCUGGAGGGACCCAGGGACCCAGACAUUACAUGGCCUGCUAUUCUACAUCUGUCCCACAUUCUCGGGGACCCUCCGAAUAUCCCACCAAGAAUUAUGUGUGAUGCUCACUGGGGAGUGAGGCUCUGCUAGCCAGGGAACCUGAGCUGAGCCAUCAAGAAAGGUUACGGAGUAGUUUGGGGGUUGUCUUAUUUCUUGUUUUUCUUUUGUACUACUGGGUAUUGAACCUGGGGCCCCACGCAUUUGGUAGGCAAGCACUCACCAGUGAGUCAUGUGGUGCCCUGUCUGUCCCUAGGGUUUGUUCCACCUGUUUUUGAGACAAGCUCUUCUCAUGGAGCUCUGAUCGACCUCCAGCUCCAGUUUUCCUGCCUCAACCUGAGUCCAAGCUCCACCUCUCUCUCUGCUGCUGGCAUUUCUCACUUUUAGCUACUGAGGCUGGGAGGAUGGGACACUUGAGUUUCUGCGUCAUUAUUCAUUCUGGGGAUCUUCUGUGCAGUGUUCUAAGGCUGCCUGGCCUUUGUUUUUCUCAAAAUAUCCUGUCCCAGUCCCAAGAGUUCCUGCUGUGGCCGGAGGUAACUCACAGGACAGACGCACCCCUUCCUGGUCAGACUUCUCUCCAGCCCUGGAAGGGCAGGUGAUAAGUUACCAAGGAAUUUUCUACCCUGAGACUUCCAACCUUUGGCCCCUGAAUCCCAUCGCCAAGGUUACUGUGUACUCUCCCUACAAAAGGUCCCAGCUGUGCUGUAGACCCUCCUCCCCCACACCUUGCACACUUCCCUGCUCACACAAUGCUUUACUAAAUAAAACAUGAUUUUUUUUUCUUA